CACCCCAAUCCCAGGACCGGGAGCAGGACGCAGCCGGGCGCGACGGAGCUGAAAGGCCGGAGCUGAAACCUGGAGGGAAAGGUUGCUGCCAGCCCCGAGCCCCCCCGAGAGCCACAGCCAUGAGCAACGGGUGGAAGGACCACCUCGGUGCCAGCGGCUCAGAGCCCCUCCCGGUCGUCAUCAUCGGCAAUGGUCCCUCAGGCAUCUGCCUGUCCUACCUGCUCUCGGGCUACAGCCCCUACGUGAAGCCAGAUGCCAUCCACCCGCACCCCGUGCUGCAGAGGAAGCUCACCGAGGCGCCAGGGGUCUCCAUCGUGGACCAGGACCUGGAUUACCUGUCCGAAGGCCUUGAAGGCCGGUGCCAAAGCCCUGUGGCCCUGCUGUUUGAUGCCCUCCUGCGCCCAGACACAGACUUUGGGGGCAACGUGGAGUCUGUCCUCACCUGGAAGCACCGGAAGGAGCGAGCCAUCCCCCACCUGGUCCUGGGCCGGAACCUGCCAGGGGGGGCCUGGCAUUCCAUUGAAGGCUCCAUGGUGACCCUGAGCCAAGGCGAUUGGAUGGGGCUCCCGGACCUGCAGGUCAAGGACUGGAUGUGCAGAAAGCGAAGAGGUCUUCGCAACAGCCGGGCCACGGCCGGGGACAUGGCCCACUACUACAGCGACUACGUGAUCAAGAAGGGCCUGAGCCACAAUUUCGUGUCUGGCGCCGUGGUCACGGCCGUGGAGCGGGGGACGCCCGAGCCAAGCGGCCCCGGGGCCCGGGACCCCAGCCCCCUCUUCCAGGUGAACGGCUUCGUGACCGCCGAGGACCGGAGCCAGCAGCCCUUCUCCCUAUGCGCCCGCAAAGUGGUCUUGGCCACUGGCACGUCUGACAGCCCAGCCCGGCUGGGCAUCCCCGGGGAGGCCCUGCCCUUCGUCCAUAAUGAUCUCGGCCUGGAGGCAGCCACGCGGGCAGGCACCAUGUCCCCGGCCUCGGACCCCGUCCUCAUCAUCGGGGCGGGACUGUCGGCGGCCGACGCGGUCCUCUACGCCCGCCACUACAACAUCCCUGUGAUCCACGCCUUCCGCCGGUCCGUGGACGACCCCGGCCUGGUGUUCAACCAGCUGCCCAAGAUGCUGUACCCUGAGUACCACAAGGUGCACCAGAUGAUGCGGGAGCAGUCCAUCCUGUCGCCCAGCCCCCUACGAGGGCUACCGGAGCCUCCUGAGCACCAGCUGCUGCUCUUCAAGGAGGACCGCCAGGCUGUGUUCCGGGACCCCCAGGGCCUCCAGAAGGUCUUUGGCAUUGCCCUGGUGCUGGUCCUCGGCUCCCACCCUGAUCUGUCCUUCCUCCCGGGGGCAGGCGCUGACCUCGCCUGGGACCCCAACCAGCCACUGAGCGCCAAGAGGAACCCCAUUGACGUGGACCCCUUCACCUACCAGAGCAUCCACCAGGAGGGCAUGUACGCCGUGGGGCCACUGGGGGACAACUUUGUGAGGUUUGUGCAGGGCGGGGCCCUGGCUGUGGCCAGCUCCCUGAGAGGAAGGAGGCCAGAAGCCGCCCUAGCACCUGGCCUGGCAUCCUUGCACCCAGGCCCUAAAGAGGAGGGAGGGGAGAGCACACGGCCCUGCUGGAUGCAGAGCCCCUCCCAAGAUGCCCCCAGUGAUGGAAGGGGGCUCUCCUGGCAGGAGACGAGGAGCGGCCACCGAGCCCAUGGCAACAGCCCUCUCAGGUGAAGAGUGAGAAACCCAGGCUGCCAGGACUCAGACCAGGGUGGAAACAGUGACCACAGGACAGGGUAGGCCCAGACCUGUAAUUGGGGGUGAAGUGAAAGCUGCUGGUGUGAGCUGGGAGCACCGGGGCCCAGCUGAGCACCGAGCCAGCAGUGACCCAGGCCCUGCUCUUUCCAGAAUCGGGUCCCAAAUAAAACCAGCGCCUGCCUGCA
Messenger RNA from Balaenoptera musculus (blue whale), 1924 nucleotides. RefSeq names its product oxidative stress induced growth inhibitor 1 (gene OSGIN1). The record is from RefSeq and is a predicted model, not a curated record. NCBI's taxonomy places the organism in Eukaryota, Metazoa, Chordata, Mammalia, Artiodactyla, Balaenopteridae.